UUCUUUUUUAUAUAGAUUCGAACUGCCAUAACACGAUUAAUAGAAACUGAUUAAUUGUACCGAUGCCUAAUAUAAAAGGAUCUCUUGAAAAUUUACGUCGUCAAUUACGCUCAAUUCGAUUUAAUCAUGAUGUCAGUUUUCAAGGGAUGAUAUCGGGUCAGCCAUCUGCAUUUGUCGAGUUUUAUCGUCAUUUACUUUGUGACUUCAAUUCAAAAGUGACCAGUCACCUGGUUGAGCUCGGAUUUGGAAUGCUCGGGACAACAGACAAAAGAUUUAUGGAAGUCCUUUAUCGGAUUCUGCGAGAUGUCUUCUCUUUUCGACCACCUAUUACAACGGUACAAUUUUUUACAACCGGAUUCGCUGAACGUAAAAUUGAAAUGGCUACUACUGUUGCCUUCCAUAUAGGAUCUUUAAUUAAAAAUCAAGAUAAAAAUAGAAUACAUUUCAAUGAUCAUCAUCAGCGAUUACAUGAAAAUCGAAAUAAUCAUAAUAAUCAUAAUCAUAAUGAUCAUAUCAAAACUAAUUCAAACACUCAGAUGCCUUCAAUGUUACCCGGUGUUUCAUGGCAUCGAUCGGCUGAGCGAAGCGUUGAAAAAUUACCGGUAUCAUGUCAUAAUAGUAAAUGUGUACAUUACAGUGAAAAAAAUCCUCUAAUCAACAAUGAAAUUGAUUGUUGUCCUGUUUUAAAUGAUCAUAAAACAACUGUUCUAGGUGGAGAAUAUUCACGAGAAUCUCAUCAUAGUGAUAACUAUCGUGAUGUAAAUGAAAAAGAGGCAAAGUUUAACAAAACAAAAACUUUGAAUACUGAGGAUUAUUCACGUGAUCAAUUUGACAAAUUCAAAAACGACUAUGAUCAGUAUAAAUUUGUCUCUUGUUCUCAUCAUUUAUUGGACAAUAACUAUCCACCACGUCCUUAUACAUCUAAUGCACUAUAUGAAAAUAGUAUGAAAUUAUCCGAUUAUAAAUUGACCGCUACAACUACUUCUACUACAUCUAUCAAUAAGAUGAAUAAUACAACUUCAAUGGUACCAAUAAGAUCAUUUGAUUGUUUAAAUGAUUUGAAGCAACAUUCAAAAGAAAAUUAUUAUACUUCAUCAUCAUUCACACCUCAUCAUAACGAUAGUAAUACUAAUAAUGAACAUCUAUUACUCAAAGGUAAUAAUAAUAUCGCUUCAGUAAUUAGUCAUCAAAGUAAUCAGUCUAAUUCAAUAAAUCCUGAAGAUAUUCAAAAUAUAAUGAAUUCAUUGUCUCAAUUGACUGGUAAAGUGAAUGGUAUGCUUGCACGCAUAAAUAAAUUAGAAAGUAAACUAACAUAUAUUGAACCGGAUUGUUCGUUUAAUCAUCGUUUAAGAACAUAUAGUGAAAAUACUGCUGGUUCAUAUCAACAUCAUACAGAUUCAAAUGAUAUUUAUGGAAGUCGAAAUAUUGUCAAACCUACAACUUUACCUACCAGUUUUGUCCCAGGAAAAUAUAAUAGUUGUUUGCCAAUGAACUUAACAGAUUCAUUUGUUGUCAUAUCUAAUGAUGAUAGUUCUACAUUGGAUACGUUAACUGAAACUAAAGGUACAUUUGUCACAACAAUAACCACUACUAAUAGUAUAAUGUCAUCGUUAACAAUGACAACAGCUACGACAACCACCACUUAUGGUGUUACAUCAUCAUAUAUUGAUCGUCAUUAUAAUAAUAAAUUAUCUGAAUCUCUUUUAUCAAAGCCUAAAUAUUUGACAUCAUCAAAAUUAAAUAUACAAGAUAAUGACAAUUAUGAUCGUAAUUAUUCAGUUGCUGCUAAUAACCAAACUAUGAUGAGUAAAACAGAAAAUCGGGACACAAAAAUUCCUAUCAAUGAUGAUUAUCUAUUGAUUAAACAUGUACCGAAUACUUUUCAUGAUUCAUAUAAAUUCACUGAAAAUCUUCAUGAUUUAUUAAAUCAACAUGAAAUUUUAGACUCAAUUCAUUCUAAAAAUUCUGGAUCUUUGAAAACUAUCAAUCAUCGAUCGUCUAAAUUAUUUGAUCCCAACACUUGCUCAUCAGUCGAUUUAGAUCUACAAUCUGAAAUUUCAUCUCCAUUCAGUAUUAAAAAUUCCGUAUCACCAUUUCGUUCCAAAUCAUCCUCUGAUUAUUAUGUGAAAUAUGCUAAAUCUAAUCCAGUCGAGAAUUCUUAUCAACAUAAAAUGACGAUACCUUCAUUAACAUUAAAUUUAUCCUGUAAAUCUGUUCAACCAAAAGUUUCAACCAAUCAGAAUGCUGAGGCUUCAUACCGUGCUCAAGUGGAACGUAUUACCAAUAUGCUUGCUGAAACACAAAAUCUUCUUCAAGAACAUUCUCCUGUUGUUAAAAUGAAUGAAAUGCUUAAUGGUAAUCAAAAUAAUAACAAUGAUUAUCACAAAAAUAAUACUAAUAAUAUCACAAGUAAUGAUGAUAAUUGUAAUAAUGCAGUUAUGUUAAAAGCAUAAAAGAAAUCAGACUUAGUAGGUUGUUUAAUUCAGCACCAUAGUUGUCUUAGACUGUUUUCAUAUAACUUAUGAUUCAUUGUUUGGUUGUCUAAUUGAAACACAAGUUUUACUGUUGUCAUUAUUCACCUUUUUGUGUGUAUGUGCGUAGGAGAGAGAGAGAGAAUCCAUUUAGUUCUUUUUGUGAUUAUUUUAAAUGAAAGAAGAACACAAGUGAAUUGAUUAUAUCAUCAUACAGAAUAAAAUCCACUCAUCGUCAUCAUUGUUAUAUUCUAUGCAACAAACCUACUUCAUAUCAACUUACAAAUGAUCUACUUUCAAAAGUAAACAGCAAACAAAACUGUGAUUAUCAACAUGUUUUCAUUUGUUUUUUUAAAAGAAAUUUUAAAUCGAACAUCAAGUGUCGACAAAUAAGACUUGCAACAAUCUUGUUACGAAUUCGUAAUAUUGAAAAUAUAUCAAAUAUGGUUGCUGCAUUUUUCUGCUGUACCAAAUCUCUCAUUCAAUCCAUUGAUAUAAUGUAGUGUGUUUGCAAAUUGUUUUUUUUUAAAAAAGACUUUUUUGAAUAAAAUAUUGUUAUAUUUUUUACAAUUUUGUUCAAUAAUGGUAGAUGUUGUUAAAUCGGUUUUAAGUUUUUGUUAAUUUAACCUUUUUUUUAUCUUGUGCGUGCUUCCCAAGUAUACUCAACUAUUCAUCUUUGGAUUACUGUUAUUAUUAUUAUUAUUAAUAUUUGAAAAUACCUCAUCCUUUUCUGGAAACAUUCUUUUCAUUUUGUGUUUGAUGAUAAUAUUAGUGACCUAUGAGACCCGGUCCUAUUUUUUUUUUGUUAAUAUGAAUACCAUUGUUUUACUAUGUUCUUCAAUUACUUUUUUUGGUUUUCUUAACUGUUUUAUUAUGAUCUCAUAAACAAAUUCCAGAUGAGUUUGAUAUUAUGUUUCACACAGUAUAAAAUAUUUCUGCAGUUAUUUAAAUUUUGUACCGUUGUUUUACUUCUUCUCAAUAGGAUUAUAGUAUUUCUAUUCACUUUUGUUUGUGUAAAAUAAUUAACAUAAAAG
Schistosoma turkestanicum is the source of this 3505-nucleotide messenger RNA. The record is from the annotation of a GenBank genome assembly. Lineage: Eukaryota; Metazoa; Platyhelminthes; Trematoda; Strigeidida; Schistosomatidae.